UGACAGUGACUAUCAGUGACGUCAUUUCAGUUGCUGGUGUUGUUUUUGUCGCUAUUUUGAGUUGUCCCUUUAGAUGGAAGUAUCUCCAAAAAACCAUGCAUAAAUUAACUGAGAUAGAUGAAAUGAUUGGAAUCGUGACAAUUAAAAAAUUGCAAAGAAAGGCCAUCAUCCUAAUUACCUGCACAUUAGGAUUUAUAACAGUGCUUUCCAUCUGUGAUUAUUUCACAUGGUUGCAUUCAAACAAGAAAAAAAAUUUAACUCCCCGUGUGGACAGAGGUCCUCUUAAUUACACUCCAAUUUACUUCAUGUAUUUUGUGAUUACUGUAUUUGAUAUUCAAUACGCUUUGGCGAGUUUUCACAUUGGUGAACGUUUUGCAAGGAUGAAUCAAAUUAUUGAGAGGUUUUUGAAGAGUUAUAAAAUUAGCGAUUACUUCAAAAGAGAUUUAGGACUAGUUGGAGAAUUUAAACACCAACGACAAAUGGCAUCAAUCAUGGCAUCAGAUACACGAAGUCUUCCAGGUCGAGAAACAAAAGUCUUCGAUUGGCUCGUCGCUGGAAACGAUAAUAAAAGUAUAGCUGAUGGAGUAUCACUACUGAUUACUUUACACGGAAAUCUCUGUCAAAGUACACUAUUAUUAAAUACUGGAUUUGGAAUACCUUUACUUUUUAACAUUUUGAGCUGUCUACUUCAUUUAAUUAUUACCCCCUAUUUUGUCUAUAUUGAAGUUCAUGAUGAACAUUGCAGUUACAGAGUUAUUACCAUGCAAAUUUUAUGGAUUGUUUUUCACAUGAUGGGUCUUUUAGUUACAGUACAACCAUGUUACUGGUCCUGUGUACAGGCUAAAGAAACAGGAGUAAUAAUCAGUGAAUUGCUGACCUUAAAAUGGGAUAUAGAAAUUCGAAAACAACUAGAGAUUUUUUCUUUGCAAAUGCUGCAUAGACCUUUGGAAUUUUCUGCAUGCGGCCUUUUUAUCAUGGAUAGGACCUUGGUAACAUCGAUUGCAGGGGCUGUAACAACCUAUCUGGUUAUUUUGAUUCAGUUCCAGAGCGGAGAUGAUGAUGAUAAUCAAAAUGUGGCAUUAAAAAAUGCAACAGACAUUCUAAAAACUUUGACGGCUGAUGUUUUAAAGAAUUCCUAAUAGAAUAUUAAUUUUGACGAAUUAAACAUUCUCUGAAAAUAAUUUUGGUACAAACGAAUUUUUUUCUUGAAAAUUAUUUAUUUUCAAGUGUUUUAGGCGUUAACAAUUUUUUAAAAUAGUUUUGAAACAUUAUUUAAGUUAUACGUUUCAUGGCGUAAUUGUGAAAACUACAAAUAUAUUGUUCAUUGAUACAUAAGCAGGGGUUGUUUUUCAUACAAGAAUAUGUAUCACAGUGCAAAUGCUAGAUACUUUUAUUGCGUGCCUCGUUGCAUCUUUAUAUAUAUUUUUUAUGCAUGUAGAUUUCAAUUAUAAAAAAUAAUAAAUUGAAG
This is a messenger RNA of Belonocnema kinseyi, 1468 nucleotides long. Its product is annotated as gustatory receptor for sugar taste 43a-like. Lineage: Eukaryota; Metazoa; Arthropoda; Insecta; Hymenoptera; Cynipidae. The coding region runs from base 96 to 1139 and encodes 347 amino acids. The record is from RefSeq and is a predicted model, not a curated record. Gene Ontology annotation, biological process: sensory perception of taste. The transcript has 6 exons. Gene Ontology annotation, cellular component: axon; neuronal cell body; membrane.